AUGGCCGACCUCAGCAGAGUAGAGUCGAUGCAGUAUCCUGCGGGACAUCUCUCCCAUCUCACCGAGAACCAAGAAGCCCAGCUUCUCGAGUUCAAGAAAGUGUGCCAGGAAGCAGGCUAUUACACACCUGCAGCCGGGCCGGUGCGAGCCAGUCAUGACGACGAGACCAUGCUGCGCUAUCUGCGCGCGCGUCGUUUUGUUCCCCAAGAGGCCUUUAAGCAAUUCAAAGACACGGAAGACUGGCGGAAGGAGAACAAACUAAGCGAAAUCUUCAACACUAUCGAGGUCGAAGAGUAUGAGCAAACGCGACGCUUGUACCCGCAAUGGCUCGGCCGACGCGACAAACGCGGCAUUCCUCUCUUCCUUUUCGAGGUCGCACCGCUGAACUCGAAGAACAUCUCCACGUACGAGAAGCAACUCGCCAAGUCAAAGACGACUAUCCCCAAUGUCGCAACCAAGAACCUGCGCCUAUUCGCCCUGUAUGAAUCGCUCACAAGAUUCUACACACCUCUGUGUUCCAUGGUCCCUCGUAGCCACCCAGAAACGCCAAUCUCGCAAAGCAACAACAUCGUGGAUAUCAGUGGUGUUGGGCUGAAGCAGUUCUGGAAUCUGAAGGGCCACAUGCAAGAUGCUUCGGUUCUGGCCACAGCACACUACCCUGAGACCCUGGAUAGGAUAUUUAUCGUCGGAGCACCUGGCUUCUUUCCCACCGUCUGGGGCUGGGUCAAGCGUUGGUUUGAUCCCAUCACCGUCUCAAAGAUCUUCAUCCUCUCCCCGCAGAACGUCUACUCCACACUCUCUCAAUACAUCGACCAUGAAAACAUCCCGAAGAAGUACGGUGGCGGUCUCGAUUUCGAGUGGGGACAGCUGCCGAACCUUGAGCCAGCCAUCGAGGCGCAAAUGAAGUGGGAGAACCCAAAUACCCAGGACGGCCGCAAGACGUUCCCUAUUGGGCCGAUAAAGUGGGAGGAAGGCCAGAAUGGCGAAAUGGAAGCCUGGGGCGUCGGCAGCGAAGACGGAACACCACGAAGAAAACUAAUCUUCUCCAUUCCUAAGCCUGUAGGAUACAAGCAGGGAGAUCUGAUGCCGCCCACACCUGCGACUCAGAUCGGCGACCCUCUCACAACCGUAGGCACAGCGACUCAUCCCCCUGAUACGAACGAGCCUGAAAUCCACACCCCACCCUCAGACACCGAGUCGCGCCCGUCCACGACCGCAGUACCAAUUACUACAACUCUACCGAUUCGCGCUGGCACAUCAGAAGCACGGUACGAGCAACAGAACCAAACACACGCAUCUGGGCAGCUCGCAGACGGAACGCCCGAGGCAGCAGUGGUGGACCAUGGGCAUGGAGACAAGACAGUCACAAUGGAGCCCAACACGGUGGGUCAAGCACCGAAAGAGGUACCGCUCCCCGAUCGUGAAGAACCCGCCGCCCCAGGCUAUUUGGACCAAGCUAAACAAGCCGCUGUAUCAGCCUCCGCUGUAGUCACCUCGACUGCUACUUCUGCCGCUGAAGCCGUUGCCGGUGUAGUUGGUGGAAACAAGGGGGAAGAAAACAAGGUUGAAGAGCCUGAGAGGAUAAAGAGUCCACAGGAACAAGAGAUGGAUCGCCAGAUCGAUGCCACGAGUGCCAAGGACGUUGAGGCGUUUCUGAGGGCGCAGACGGCUAGUGGUGGACAUAAAGCCAGUUGA
Alternaria novae-zelandiae is the source of this 1695-nucleotide messenger RNA. RefSeq lists its product as uncharacterized. Bases 1 to 1695 code for a protein of 564 amino acids. Lineage: Eukaryota; Fungi; Ascomycota; Dothideomycetes; Pleosporales; Pleosporaceae. The record is from RefSeq and is a predicted model, not a curated record. The transcript is spliced from 4 exons.